UCCUCAACUCUGGCAGGUUCAGUAUGGGCAGUGCCCGACUGUGGAAUGAUCAAGAAACUCAUCGAGAUGACAGCAGAGUACGCUGGCAGCAGGAAACAGUUUGGUAAGAACCUCAGUGAGUUUGGGAUGAUCCAAGAGAAGUUUGCGGUGAUGGCCCAGAAUGCAUUUGUGAUGGAGAGCAUGGCGUACCUGACGGCUGGGAUGAUGGAUCGACCUGGGGUCCCUGACUGUUCUCUAGAGGCUGCUAUGGUUAAGGUGUUCAGCUCUGAGGGAGGCUGGAUCUGUGUGUCUGAGGCUCUGCAGGUUCUAGGAGGGCUGGGCUACACUAAGAACUAUCCCUACGAACGCUACCUCAGAGACUGCCGUAUCCUGCUCAUCUUCGAGGGCACCAAUGAGAUCCUGAGGAUGUACAUAGCUCUGACUGGGAUGCAGUAUGCUGGAAAAAUACUGACAGGCAAAAUCAAGGAGAUGAAGAAGGGGAAUGUGGGUGUGGCCUUGGAGAUGUUGGGCAGGAAGUUGGGAGAUGCGUUGGGGAGGAAGGUGGACCUUGGACUGACUGGGAUGGAUGGGGUGGUGCAUCCUGGUCUGGCGGACAGUGCCAAGAAACUGGAGCAGAACGUGGCCCAUUUUGGCUCCACAGUGGAGAACCUGCUGUACAGAUAUGGAAAGACGAUAGUAGAGGAGCAGCUGAUCCUGAAGCGUGUUGCCGACGUCCUGAUCAACCUGUACGCCAUGACAGCCGUCCUAUCACGAUCUAGUAGAUCUAUCUCUAUAGGGCUCAGGAACCACGACCAUGAGGUGCUGCUGGCUAACACGUUCUGUACCGACGCCUUCUUCAAGAACAACUACUGGCUAACUCAGCUACAGAGGAACUCACCUGAGAACCAAGAUGAGAACAUUAAGAAGAUCGCCAGGGAGGUUUUGGAGAAGAGAACCUAUGUCUGUUCCCACCCUCUGGACAGAACCUUCUAGAACCUGAACAGAAUAACAUAACUCUGACUGGAGGAGACAUGGUGUCCUAUUCCCUAUGCAGUGCACUACUUUGGGCCAGAGCCAUAUGUAGCAACCUAAAAGUGGGGCACUGUAAAGGCAUUAGGGGGCCACUAGAGACUGACCUCGGGGUCCUGUGACCCUACAUUUCCAUCCAUGGCUACAUGCCUCUACUUUUGUAUUGCAGUAACUAACUCCUCAGUUCUGAAGCAACUCUUGAUAUGAUGUUAAUUUAAUUCUGUAUAUCAUUUAUAACUACGAUUGAAUAUAAUGACCUUGUUUUACUGAUGGUACUUUGGUUGAAGUGGACAGUGGUUGUCGGUUACUGGCCAUUUAUUCUAUUAAAGUGUUGAUUUCUUUCA
Molecule: messenger RNA, 1352 nt
Organism: Oncorhynchus keta (chum salmon)
Lineage: Eukaryota; Metazoa; Chordata; Actinopteri; Salmoniformes; Salmonidae
Product: complex I assembly factor ACAD9, mitochondrial-like
Exons: 9
Coding region: 46-972 (308 amino acids)
Molecular function (GO): acyl-CoA dehydrogenase activity
Source: RefSeq, a predicted model, not a curated record